AUGGGCCUCCCACUCGGCCUACCUGACGACGAUAUCGACGUCUGCUUUCCCCUCGCGGAACACCAUCUGCAGACGCGCGUCGAGCCUCGUCGUGAACUCCACCUGCUGCACCUGGUUGCCCAGCAAGCCAGGCUGCGUGGCGAAAUCAUCGAAUUGCGCAACAAGUCGCUACACUACGUCCAGCAUGAUCCUGACCGAGCGACAUCAAUCAUAGCUAAACUUGGCCAAUGGUGGAACGAUGUUGAAGACUUUAUCGACCCGGAUAGCCGAUGUGGCGCUUCUCCUUACGCGACUGUAGUGCUGACACUACUUAGACACGAGUUGAUUAUCUCGCUGUAUCGUCCCGUCUUAGCUACGGGUAGUAAAGAUGUCGCCUACAAUGCCGCCUUACAACAGUGCAUCUGUUCUGCGCGUAGCAUCAUCACUACCUUGCACACCGCUAUACAGGGCAAAGACGGGCCUCCAAAGUAUCAUGACCAACUGGCACUCCUUUGGCCCUCCUGCACCUGGGCUGUAUGGAUCAGCACAUUCAUCAUGUUCUACGCCGCCCACGAGGGCCGAAUUGAUCACAGCGUCGUCAUAAGAUACGACUCGGAGGUCGCGGGAGAUGCAGGCCUUGCUCAAAAAGGUGAACUGAGCGUACAUUCAAGUCUGCACAAGCAAUCAUUACCUACCCGCAACGAUGAUCCAGAGCAAAUCGGUAGCCAAAGGAGGAACGAUAUCGAUCCUCAUCAUGACGCGCAGUAUCCUCCAUAUGAUGCAGCAUUCGAUUCCAGUGCGACGAGCAACCUGAACCACAAUGCCACCUUUCUUGAGCACAACAGCUACUGGAACAUCUUCGUUGGAACGGAGGGUGCCAACGCUUCAUCAGCAGAGUACUCCAACGGCCUAGACCCUUUCUCUGGUUUCGACAUCCCCUUCUGGUUUGAUCAAGAGCAGCAUUGGGAUUUCACAUAG
Molecule: messenger RNA, 957 nt
Organism: Alternaria viburni
Lineage: Eukaryota; Fungi; Ascomycota; Dothideomycetes; Pleosporales; Pleosporaceae
Exons: 3
Coding region: 1-957 (318 amino acids)
Source: RefSeq, a predicted model, not a curated record